AAGUGUCCGGACUGGAAGGGGGGAAAGUGUCUGGACAGGAAGGGGGUGAAAGUGUCCGGACAGGAAGGGGGGGAAAGUGUCCGGACUGGAAGGGGGGGAAAGUGUCCGUACAGGAAGGGGGUGAAAGUGUCUGGACUGGAAGGGGGUGAAAGUGUCCGGACUGGAAGGGGGGGAAAGUGUCCGGACAGGAAGGGAGUGAAAGUGUCCGGACUGGAAGGGGGUGAAAGUGUCUGGACUGGAAGGGGGUGAUAGUGUCUGGACUGGAAGGG
Molecule: messenger RNA, 269 nt
Organism: Staurois parvus
Lineage: Eukaryota; Metazoa; Chordata; Amphibia; Anura; Ranidae
Source: the annotation of a GenBank genome assembly